AUGAGCAGCAUGUACGAACGCUCGUUCCAGCGCGGGUCGGUCGUCCACAGCUUCAAUUCGUCAAAAAGUGGGACCCCCGUCACCUCUGCGGACUGUAAGUUCCUCGGUCGAUACCGGUGCGUUAAGACUGCAAACUUCGCUCGGCCGCGCUUCGCUGUGUUCGAUAACGACGAGCGCUGGUGUUUCCUCGAGGAAUUCGCUCCGUCCAGACGAGGUCCAGCGUCGUCCGUGACUGGGUUCACGCUCUCCCAACGAUCACUGCAGCCGGAUGCUCUUCCACGCGCUGUACGUCCACCAAUCGAACUCGUUCGACACAGUCGCGGCCUUGGCUUCAGACGUUCCAACAAGCGCAUUCACCAGGUUCUAGGUCUGUCGCUAGGUUGCUUGGUAGAAACAAUCGAGGAGAGUCGUCCGGCUGCCGUUCGGAUCGUGUUCUACGGCUGCUGUUCGGAUAAAGAGCACGGAGACUUGAACGUCGCUCGGAGGAGAAUGCUGCGCCUCGCACACGGCGUCCUCAAGCUGCCAGCGAUCGUGCAUCGUCGUCGGAUGAGCGCGCAAGUGCCUGCUGACGUGUGGUCCAUCACGAGGCUGGUGUCGACAGCUCCAAGUGCUUCACGCUGUGUAGCCUGCUCUCGAUCACUCCGUUGGCGGUUCAUGGUCAACAAGAAUCGAUGUUAUCUGUGCGCACACUUGGUCUGUUCUCGUUGCUGGAUUCGCCAGCCUCUGGAAGCCACGAACGGUCGAACGAUCUCGGUGCUUGUGUGCCCAAACUGCUUGCAAAGCGUCCAGAACUGCAACUACGCGCACCUCGCAGCUUCCUCCAUGUCUAGUCACGAUCGUGGCAGUAGUUUAAGCACCACCAGUCCCAUUUCCGUAAUCGCCGGCGCAGAUGUCUACUUCCACACGACCCAAGUGUUACCAGACCCCGACGACGCUCCCGAGCCAGGUCACGCGGUGGUCACGUACCUUGACGAUAUUUUCAAUGACCCGGUCGAUUAUUCCUCUGGCUCUUUCGAGUCGCAGUCCACAGCUCUCAACGUGCUGCAGCAGAUCGUCACAACACUCGAUGAAGGCGUCAGCCGCGUCCUGGAGCAUACUUCCGCGAGUACGGAAGCCCUAAACGACCCCGAGUUUGAGAUCCCAGUAGCUCUGCAGAGAUUACGAAGCCAGUUCCAAAGAGAAGCUCUGCCGCUUGAAGCGUGUGUGCUGUCUAACGCUGUGACUCGAGCAUACCCCAUCGACACGGCUUGUGGUAGUGCAGGCGUGUCUGUUAUACCUGUCGGGCCCAUGCCUCCAAACGAAGCGAGCCGUAUACAAGCGAUCAUCCAGGAGCAAUUACUGCUAGCAAGGAGGUCGAACGAGCUCGUUCUCAUCUGCGAGUUAGCCACACGAGAGUUGGACUGCUUGGCCGCACUCGUGACGAUUGUAGGGAGCACCACGCAGUUCAUUCUCGCCAGCAACUCGCCACUCUUCCAAAACGCCGAGCUGCCUCGAGAACACACAAUGUGUCAGCAUCUGCUGAUGGGCGACAGACCGAUGCUCGUCCAGCAUCCAGAAGCUGACGUCCGCUUCGGCAACUUAGACCUCGUGGUCGACUAUGGCCUCCAGUUUUACGCCGGCUUCCCCAUCUUCAGUCGUGACGGUCUCUCAGUAGUCGGAUCUCUCUGCUGCCUCGAUGUUCGGUCGCGAGACGUGACACAGUCGCAGUACUCCACGCUCUCGCAUCUCACCCGAGCAGCAUCAGCUAUCAUCACCAACCAAUGUAGCCAAGCCAGCACGCUGCAACUGAUCCAGACGCAGCAAGUAAACUAG
Molecule: messenger RNA, 1812 nt
Organism: Phytophthora infestans T30-4
Lineage: Eukaryota; Oomycota; Peronosporomycetes; Peronosporales; Peronosporaceae
Product: GAF domain-containing protein
Exons: 1
Coding region: 1-1812 (603 amino acids)
Molecular function (GO): protein binding
Source: RefSeq, a predicted model, not a curated record